UAUAGGCAUUACUCGAGGGAAAGGUGGUAUGGGUGGUAUGGUAUGACGUGUUGGAUUUCCCAAGGUGUUUUAUUAUUGUUUAGUAUGAUUAUAACGGCCUUUUUUGAUGUGCAAGAUAAUGAAGAACGUUUUGAUACGUGUUUUUAUGUUCACAAAGUUUACGGUCAAUCUAAAAUAUUGUCAAUUGGUAACACACCAUUGAGCUGUAAGCUAAAUACUGUUUUUAAUAUUAUUUCUACACAAUUCAUAUCAAUUUUCAAGAAAAACGUAGUCAUAAAAUUGUUUAUUGGAUCUAAACGUACUUUGGAAGGACGUGACUGCAAAAGUACUAUUUUCAAUACUGCUAACCAAAAUGUUUCCAAGACAUUGAAGAUAGGGAAUGAGAAAUGCAAGCUUAUGGUAAACAUGCCAGAAAAAACAUUUUCUUUUCCUAAAUGUACUGCAUCGAACUACCCAGUGACACCAGAUUUCAAUGAGAUUGACAAAUACUUUGACCUGUAUGCAUUUGAUUUUAAAUGGUCUAAGUGUAGUGUUGAUCCGAAAAACACCCAAACUGCAAACUGGGUUGAAGUUGGCACUACAUUUGCAUAUUGUCCCAAACCGGAUGAUAUCGGACAUUUUUUGAGAUUUGAAAGUAAGGUGAGAGGUAGAAAGGAAACAGCCAUGACCAUGGUAGCAGUAGCUGACACUCCUGUUGUUCGUGGAGAACCAAAACCAAAAUGGUUACCCAGGUUCACUGGGAAAAAUUUACAAGGCUGCAGUUUCCGGGUGGUUUCGUACAACGUCCUGUCGGACAUGUACGCAAAGAGAGCUGAAGAACGAGGAGAACUCGUCCAUUGUCCUUACUAUGCCACUGAUUGCACCUACAGGAUGGACUUGGUUCUGAAGGAGUUAAAAGAGUACAAUGCUGAUGUAAUUUGUUUGCAAGAAGUGGAUGAAUAUGCAUAUACCAACAUGUUCAGAAAUUUUUUUGAACGACGUGGAUAUUAUGCCCUCUAUCAGUUGAAACAUCCAAAAAUAAAUGAAGGACUUGCGUGUUUCUUCAGAGCUUAUAAAUUCAGGUUGUGUGAAAUUUCUUGCAUAGCGUAUCCUCGAGAUAUGUUCUGCAUGAAUCCUGUUUUUCAAUACCUGUACGAAGAAGUCAAGAAAAACAAAAACUAUGCGGAUGCAUUUAAAAGUAGUAGCGGUAUUCUGAUGUGUGCAGUUUUGCAGACUGGAAAUUUGUCCAGAUAUGUGGUUGUUGGCAACACACAUCUCCGCAGCGGUGAGGAAAACGGCCACAUUCGUCUCAUGCAAACCAUGAUGGCAGUUGAGCAUCUCCAACACAUUGUUGCAAAGUACAAGCAAAUAGGCCCGAACGUGGAAGUCACACCGGUCCUCUGCGGUGACCUCAACAGCCUGCCGCAGAGCAGCGUGUUGGAAUUACUUGAAACUGGCAGCCUUCCGGCAGACUGUCCUGAUUGGCGGAGCAAAGUAAGUGAAGCUUUCGAAGGCAUGCCCCUUCAACAUGAUUUGAGACUGAAAAGUGCUUACACCAACUUGGCAUACACAAACUACACUACUGAUUUCAAGGGCUGCGUUGAUUACAUCUUCUACAACUGUGAUGAUCUUCAGUUGAUCCAGACGGUGCCGAUCCCGGCGGAGAGCGAGCUGCAGGCUCAGGUAGCGCUGCCGAGCCUGGCGUACCCCUCGGACCACCUGGCGCUGGUGGCAGACCUGGGGUGGCGCCGGGACGCCGAUGCCAGUGGCCCGUCGAGGCUGCAGGCGAAGCUGGGGGACCUGCAGGUGGCCCCCGGCAGGCGAGGAGCCCCCAAGCCUCGCGGGAGGAGCCGGGGAGGGAGAGGCAAGGCUGCCGGGAACACGUAGUCGGGAGUACCUACCGUGUUUCUAACACGUUUUUUAAUCACUAAACAUCACUUGUCGUCAGAAUUUCUCAACUUUUCUGUACUAUAUGUCUGUGGUGUGUUUCGAGACUAUACAAUUUUUUGUGUGCUCGAUGAUUCAUGCGUGUUUGUAUAUGUGAUAUGUUGAUACACAACUAUUUUUUUUAUAAACACUAAUGAAAGCGUAAGUCUUGUUCAGGGAAAGAAACUGUUGACAAGAAUUUCAAAUUUACAAAAAGAUGCCUAAAAAUUCAAAAUACAUACUUUUUUUUUUUGUUUCUAUUCUGUAAUAUUGAACACUAGAAUUAUUGCACUCCGGUUUUGUGAUUAGUAUUUACAAUAAGGGGUCGUCCAUUAAUCACGUGAUGUUUUUUUAGCAAAUUUUUAACCCCCCCCCUACCAAUAAAUCACAUGUAUUUUUUGGUGCAAAAUAUUUUUAAAAAUUUCGGAAUAUUAUCUUUAAUUAUAGGUAUAAUCUAAUUUAAUUCUGGAAAAUUAAGCACAGUGAUAAAAAUGUCCAGACACACAUUUAGGUUGCAGGUUUAUUCUCACUGGCAUAAAAAUAAUAAAGGAAAUGCUUAUAAGAUGUGAUUUACGCAUGUAUUCGGCGCCAAAAUCACAGACUUACUAGCGACUGGCAUGCCGAGCCGGGUGGUUCAUGUUGCGGCGGGUGGGGAUAUUGUUGCCUGGCUACGGCGAGUCUAGCUAUCUUUUAAUUUUUAUGUUGUACAUAUGUCACUAAUAUCAUGCAUGAAUAUAUAAAAUGAUUAAAAUAGAUUGUGGCAACAGAUUUCACAGGCCAAAACAAAUACCAUGUUUUUUGGAACAAGAUACUAAACCUAUAUAACUUCUAUUAGCAGUAAGACAAAAUUAUAUUUUAUUGAUUGCAUGGUUUUAAUAAUUUUGUUCUAUUGCUAACAUGGUUUCAGAAUGCAAUUUUACCUUUUGUCACUGUUUUAUUUCCUUAUACAUUUUCCUAUUAUGUGUCUGAGUAGGCCUUUAACCAACCACAUUUCUGUGGCUUUAGUCAUAGACUGCUUUUAUUUACUUAGUACCUGAUUGUUAAAAUAUUGUACAUGGAAGUCUUACAUAAAGAUUCAUGGGUGAGUUUUUACAUGUUAACUGACAAAAAUCAGUAAUUUAGGUGAAUUUUGCUAAAUUCUGUUUUAUUUCCCUUGCUUUUUGGAGCUAGAGGUGUACUGACUUCCAUUUCAGUGUAAGUUUUGGUUUAUCACAUCACCAAAUAAUCUGGCUUCUAAGUGUUUUGUUCAUAGCAACAGGAAAAAAAAUAUUCUAUUCUGUGACUGUUCCAGGUAAUUUAACAACCAUGAUGUGUCACUUUUAUGUGUAUUGUGUAAGGAGGGGGGAAUGUACUAAGUGUAGGGUGUUGUAUCACUGUUUUAUACAAUCAAAUGAGAGUAUUUUGAAAAUUACUAUUUUCACAUAAAAUAUGAAUAAGAGUGUAAUUAUGUAUGUAAUAAUUUUUUUUAUAUUGACUCUCUUAGUCAUUUUAAGCACUGUAUUUACCUGCAGAAGAUUCGUCCUUGCGUAUGAGUUGCACCUAUAAUUUUGGGCAUUAAAAUAUAACAUUUUCACGGCAAGGGUCCCGCUCAAAUAAUGGUCACACCAAGUAUAUAUCUGUCUUCAGUAGAGUUCUAUAGGUACAAGUGAAGCCUUUAUUUUCCUGGUCUCCGCUUUAUUGGUGGCUUAUUGGUGCGUUAAAAAUAUGGCACUUUCUUUUUCUCUGCUUUCUGUCAUACAUUAUUACUGUGGGAGAGGGUGAGACAACAGUCCUCCCUCCCUUCUUUAUGGCCUCUCUCAUGCCCCCACCUAACAAAAAUACAAUGGAAAAGAAUAAUUUUUUUUUUUAUAAUUUUGUUUCCCUUACCACCUAUUGUAUACGUAUGUUUUAUUUUUACCCGGCCCUUUCCCCAAGAGAGGAAAGGUGGCAAGCUACUCUUCCUUGUCACCAAUAAAAACCUAGCACACACACACACAUUACAGUCAGCAAGCAACUUGUGUUGUGUGGGGGGGGCUGAAGAAAUAUAAAAGCUGCACUUCAAAGAAGCUAAUGAUAACUACAGUUUUGUUAUGGAAUGUUGCAGUUGAAAGCGUGGGAAAUCUCAGGCAAAAAAAAAAAAAAUAUAUAUAUAU
Molecule: messenger RNA, 4037 nt
Organism: Bacillus rossius redtenbacheri
Lineage: Eukaryota; Metazoa; Arthropoda; Insecta; Phasmatodea; Bacillidae
Product: 2',5'-phosphodiesterase 12-like
Exons: 8
Coding region: 43-1866 (607 amino acids)
Biological process (GO): nuclear-transcribed mRNA catabolic process, deadenylation-dependent decay
Cellular component (GO): mitochondrion
Molecular function (GO): 3'-5'-RNA exonuclease activity
Source: RefSeq, a predicted model, not a curated record